CGUGUCUUGGCGCCUGGGCGGCACAGUGCCGUUGGGCCUACUAGGGGCUGGGGGUCCGGGGUCGUGGGCCCCCGAGGGGUCUGGGCAGCACGGAGGCUCCGGGAGUCACUGAGGGCGCGGGGCCGGGCGCCGCCAACGGAGCGCUGUGCCCUGGCGCUCCGCCGCCCGCCUCGCAGUUCGCGCUGCUGGUGAUGCGGCCCUGUGGCGGCGGCGGCGGCGGCAGCGGCGGGCAGGACGAGGCGGCGGCGGCCGAGGCCGCGGCGCGACCGGCCUCGGGCCUGGGGGGCGGCGCCGGGCCGGGUCAGCCGGUCAGACUCCUGGGGGAAGUGACCGGGGAUGGCGACGAGGACGUGGGGGAGGACGAAGCCGAGCUGCUGGACACUUCGGAUCCCCCGGGGGGAGGCGAGAGCACGGCGAGCCUGGACGACCUGGAGGACGAGGAGGCGCAGUCGGGCGGCGAGGGCGGCGGCGCGGGGGCCCGCGGGCCGGGCGGGGGCGGCGGCGGCUGCAAGACCUGCACCUACGAGGGCUGCAGCGAGACCACCAGCCAGGUGGCCAAGCAGCGCAAGCCGUGGAUGUGCAAGAAGCACCGCAACAAGAUGUACAAGGACAAGUACAAGAAGAAGAAGAGCGACCAGGCCCAGAACUGCAGCGGGGCCGCCCCUCCUGGCGGCACGGGAAACGUCAAACUGGAGGAAAGUGCAGAUAACAUACUGUCCAUGGUUAAACAAAGAUCAGGAUCUUUUGGUGAUCGACCUGCAAGACCUACUCUUUUAGAACAAGUAUUAAAUCAGAAAAGACUGUCAUUAUUGAGAAGUCCAGAAGUGGUGCAGUUUUUACAGAAACAGCAGCAACUAUUAAACCAGCAAGUUUUGGAGCAGAGGCAGCAGCAGUUUCCAGGAACAUCAGCGUGAGGAUAUUUAUCCAGAAGAUCUGCAUGUUUUUUCUUUUUCUUUUUUUUUUAAUCUUACCAUAGUAUGCAAACAUUUUUAUACUAAAUAUAAGUGAAGUGAAAUAUGCUUGUAGAUCCUGAUGGUUGUUUUCCUGUAAAUGUAUGUGUACAUUUGUGGACAGAUAAGUAUUGCACUCUGUGCAUCUCAUCCUUUCAGAUCACCAUGAAUUUGAAAUAAUCAGCUUAUAUUUCCCAAAGUAAUAUUUAAUUACAUUUUUUCUUGUAAAUAUUCCUCUUCAGUCUCUGUUACUGAAGGUAAUGAAGCAGUUACUUUCUAUGAAAGUCAAGAAGUUAAUAGAUAAUAAUCUUGGAUCAUUUAGCUUAGGGUUUAUUACCAAGGAACAGCUGAAAAUGUAUGAGUAUGUUUUCUGCUUGUAAAAAUAACCUCAGAAACUGCUGGGUUCUAGUGAAUGGACCAAGAAUGCUCUGUGGUAUCUGGAAUGAUCCCACCCAACUAAGAAUAUUAUACAUAGUACCAGUAAUGCUCUUCUUAAACACUGUUAAGCUACUUCUGAUGAUAAACAUGUAGACAGAGCACCCUGAAUUGAGUUCUUGUAAUAGCCAUUUCUUUACAGUUGAAACUGGAGCUGUCAAAGAGGUAAGCACGUUUUUAUACCUAUGAGGAAAGUGAUUGUCAAUGUCAAAUAUGUUAAAUUAAGUUGUACAUCUAUUUUCAGAGAUGUACUGGUAUAGUGGAAGGAUUAAGUACACUUCAAGUAUACUGGAAUGGAUGCAUCUCCUAAAGUUAGCUUCACUAUUUCACAUUACCUAUUAAUGUUAACCUCUUUAAAACAAACUCUUUUGUAUAUUGAACUUGUGGACAGGACAUAUAUAUCUUAUUCCACUAAUGCUAGCAAUAAAUUAUUUUUGUAUUCAUUUCUUUUUCAGUGGAAUAUCUUAAAUAAUUGACAGUAUUGUCAGUGUUUUUCAAAAUUACAUUAUUUUAAGACCAUGUUAUUUCAAAGUGAUGUUCAAAGAACAGUAAUUUAUACAGAUACUUUUUAUUGUAUUUUAUCUUGGGAAACCUUUAAAAAGUCAAACCUACUAAUAGUAAGAGUAAGAAAAUUGAAUGUUAAGAGAAUGUUUUAAUAUUGGGACAAUACAUGUUUAUGUCUCAAGUUUAACUCCAGAAAUGCAUUAAUUUAUUUAUUUUUAAACUCUAAAAUUUCAUGUUAAACUUAAUCAAAGCUGUUUUAAAAGUAGUUGAAAAGAAAAAAUCUUAUUGUUCAUCUUUUGAUAUGUCUUAAACCUAUGUAUCUGUGCAAAAAAUGCUUUUUACCAAAAUUUAUUCAUUAAAGUCCAGUUUUCUUUUGA
Messenger RNA from Erinaceus europaeus (western European hedgehog), 2266 nucleotides. RefSeq names its product regulatory factor X associated protein (gene RFXAP). Gene Ontology annotation, cellular component: nucleus. The transcript has 3 exons. Gene Ontology annotation, biological process: regulation of transcription by RNA polymerase II. NCBI's taxonomy places the organism in Eukaryota, Metazoa, Chordata, Mammalia, Eulipotyphla, Erinaceidae. Bases 192 to 914 code for a protein of 240 amino acids. The record is from RefSeq and is a predicted model, not a curated record.